This is a messenger RNA of Austrofundulus limnaeus, 3839 nucleotides long. RefSeq names its product dipeptidyl peptidase 9. Lineage: Eukaryota; Metazoa; Chordata; Actinopteri; Cyprinodontiformes; Rivulidae. Gene Ontology annotation, biological process: proteolysis. The record is from RefSeq and is a predicted model, not a curated record. Gene Ontology annotation, molecular function: serine-type peptidase activity; dipeptidyl-peptidase activity.
GCUGUCAGGUCUGGCUCAAGGUUGUGGAACAGUUAAUGCACAAGGUAAAGAGGCUGAAAAUUGUAAACAAAACAGAAGACAGCCAGAAAAGCGUCCGWGAGACACUGGCAGACAUGACGGGAGUGGACGAGCUGACGGACAGCACGGAGGUGGUGGAGAUGGAGGACGUGAAUCCCACCCAGUUCCAGGUGGAGAAGCACUCAUGGGAUGGCCUGAGGAAGAUCAUCCACAACAGCCGCAAAAACACCGGCGUGGUCAUCAACAAGGCGCCGCAUGAUUUCCAGUUCAUCCAAAAAGAUGAGACCAGUUCGCACUCCCACCGCAUCUACUACCUCGGAAUGCCUUACGCCAGCAGGGAAAAUGCUUUACUCUACUCAGACAUCCCUAAAAAGAUUCGCAAAGACGCCUUGCUGGUUUUGUCGUGGAAACAGAUGCUGGAUCAUUUUCAGGCCAGCCCUCACCACGGGGGCUUCUCCCGGGAGGAGGAGCUGCUGCGGGAGAGGAAGCGUUUGGGAGUGUCUGGCAUCACCUCCUACGACUACCACCGACCCAGCGGGCUCUUCCUGUUCCAGGCCAGCAGCAGCUUGUACUACUGUCGGGAUGGUGGGAGCAACAGUUUCACUAGUUCUCCCGUGGUUCCCACAGAGAUCAAGAGCCAGAAUUCAGGCACUCGCAUGGACCCCAAAAUCUGUCCCGGAGACCCCAACUUCAUCGGCUUCAUCAACAAUAAUGACAUUUGGAUCACAAAUAUAGAAACGGGAGAAGAGAAGAGACUCACGUUUUGUCAUAAAGGCGUUGACAACCCUAAAGAUGAUCCUAAAUCUGCUGGUGUCGCCACUUUCGUUACUCAAGAAGAAUUUGAUCGCUUCACUGGAUACUGGUGGUCUCCAGUUGCUCAUGAAGGAACAGAUGGUGGGAAAACUCUGCAGAUUCUGUAUGAGGAGGUGGACGAGUCUGAGGUGGAGAUUAUCCACGUCCCAUCUCCGGCUCUGGAGGAGCGCAAGACAGACAUUUACAGAUACCCACGCGCAGGCAGCAGGAAUCCUGAUAUCACUCUCAAAUUAGCCGAAAUCAAGACCGACAGUCUUGGAAAUAUUGUCAGCACGCAGGAGAAGGAGCUGCCGGUUCCUUUUACUAGUUUGUUUCCCAACGUCGAGUACAUCACCAGAGCUGGGUGGACGAGAGACGGUCGAUAUGCGUGGGCGGUCAUGAUGGAUCGACGGCAGCAGCACCUCCGGUUAGUCCUGCUGCCUCCGGCGCUCUUCGUCCCCGCACAUCAGGACAAAGCCAGGCAGGAGAGCCUGGAGGCCCUCGGAGACGCCGUCCAUCCCUUCAUCAUCUACCAAGAGACCAGCGAUAUCUGGAUCAAUGUCCAUGACAUCUUUCAUCCUUUCCUCCAAACGUCUGAUGACGAGUUCACCUUCAUCACAGUAAAUGAGUCAAAAACGGGCUUCUGCCACUUGUAUAAGAUCACCUCAGUGUUACAGCAGAGGAGCUAUCACUGGGCCAAAGGCUACACACACUCUGAAGAUGAUUUUAAAUGUCCGGUUAAAGAAGAARUGACGGUGACCAGUGGGGAGUGGGAGGUGCUGGCCAAUCAUGGAGCCAAGCGUUCGUGUAGUCCUCAGAUUUGGGUGGACGAGGCAGCAAAGCUGGUUUACUUCCAGGGAACCAAAGACUCUCCUCUGGAGCACCACCUGUACGUGGUGAGCUACGAGUCGCCCGGCGAAAUUGUCCGACUCACCAAACCUGGCUUCUCCCACAGCUGCUCUGUGAGCCAGACCUUUGACGUGUUCAUCAGCCACUACAGCAGCCUGACCACCGCUCCCUGCGUUCACAUCUACAAGCUGACGGGCUCAGAAAGCGACCCGCUGCACAAAGAGCCUCAGUUUUGGGCGAGCAUGAUGGAAGCUUCUGGUUACCAGUUUGAUGCCUCCCCUGCAGAAAUCUUUAGUUUUACAGGGAAGUCGGGCUUUGAGCUGUAUGGCAUGUUGUACAAACCAAACCACCUGGUUCCUGGCAAGAAGCAUCCCACUGUUGUGUUCGUCUAUGGUGGUCCUCAGGUGCAGCUAGUCAACAACUCUUAUAAAGGAGUGAAGUAUCUGAGGUUGAGCACUCUGGCGUCUCUGGGCUACGUUGUGCUGGUCAUUGAUGGGCGGGGCUCGUGCCAGCGAGGACUCAAGUUUGAAGGAGCUGUAAAGGACAAGAUGGGUCAAGUGGAGAUUGAAGACCAGGUGGAGGGUUUGCACUACAUAGCUGACAAGUAUAAGUUUGUCGACCUGAGUCGUGUUGCCAUCCACGGCUGGUCGUAUGGAGGCUUCCUCUCCCUCAUGGGUCUGAUCCACAGACCUGACAUUUUUAAGGUUGCAGUUGCAGGAGCUCCGGUGACCUUAUGGAUGGCGUACGACACCGGCUACACAGAGCGAUAUUUGGACACGCCUGACAAAAACCAAAAGGGAUACGAGGCCUGUUCUGUUGCCCUGCAUGUCCACAAACUUCCCAAUGAGCCGAACCGAUUGUUGAUCCUGCAUGGAUUUCUAGAUGAGAAUGUUCACUUUUUCCACACAAACUUCCUGGUGUCUCAGCUCAUCCGGGCAGGAAAGCCCUACAGUCUGCAGAUUUAUCCCAAYGAACGGCACAGCAUCAGGUGUCCGGAGUCCGGAGAGCAUUAUGAGAUUUCGCUGCUGCACUUCCUCCAGCAGAACCUCUGAUAAGCCUUUUUCACACACCAACCUCCCUCUCCUGCCUUCUUACCCCUCCUGUUUUUCCUUUCAGCUCCACCUAUUUAAACCUAAAUUACCUCUGACUUGAUUUUAUGAUCAUUUGAAUGCAAACUACACAGAACCAUGUUACACCUCAAGAGAUCAUCACCAGUCUUAAAGUCGCUGCAGCGUUUCAGCAUUAAGAGAAAGGUGCAAGAAUCAGAUGUUGCUAAAAGCUGUAUAAUUAUGAGUAUCAGUACACGGGCCUUUGGUGGCCUUUUAAGCUGCUUUUGAAUGUUUAGGGGUUGUUUUAAGGCUCAAAACCUACAGAGGGCGCUGUUCACUCAGAACAAACAGGGACGAAGCUUUCAGAUGCGUUAAAAAUGGAACAAAUGACAGAAAAGAUUAUUAAUGUUUAAAAUGCUGUUUGCCGCACUUUAAACAGACACGACGCAAAAACAGACAAACAUGGACCUUCUUCUGACGUUUUAAAAAGAUUUCUCUUUGUUUUUUGUUUCUGUGCUUUUUUUUUAGCAACUUUUAGUUUUUUCCAUCUGUGACUUAAAGAAAGAUGUUCUCUCUGUGAAGGCAACCAAUGUAAAGCUCUUUAAGAGCUUACAACCAACUCUUUGAUGUGUUUCAUUUUGAGCUUUCCUGUACUGUCAUGGAUUAUUUUUAUUCUGUUGUUACAGAAAAAAACACAAAGUGAAAUUCGACACUUUUAUUGGGUAGUAAUAUAAACAAAUUUUAUAAAUUCUUAAGCAUUCAUGAACUCGUGGGCACAUGUAGCGACAUCUUGCUGCUGUUCUCAGUCGUUUUGCUUUAACUCUGUGGGGAACUUCACUUUCUUCUGCUGCUGAGGACUUUUGCACAGUACGUAUUUGCCUUGGUGCCAAGAAACUGACGUAUAAGAAGAAGAUAUUCGAGGGAGCUCGGGUGCCUUGUAUUAGUUAGGAGCGCCUGCUCUCUGUAAACAUAUUUCAGGGAAUUUGACACGAGGCUCGCAGCGACACGCGGGUCUCACGCCGCCUUGUUACCGUCUGAUGAAACUGUAAGUCGAGCGAAACGUGAUGCGUCUGUGGUGAAGUGUACUCUCAAAUUUUGAAGAAAUAAAUGUAAGUGAACAAUCGUUUUCAA